Cavia porcellus (domestic guinea pig) is the source of this 1512-nucleotide messenger RNA. Its product is annotated as melanoma-associated antigen 10-like. The record is from RefSeq and is a predicted model, not a curated record. Bases 522 to 1412 code for a protein of 296 amino acids. Gene Ontology annotation, biological process: negative regulation of transcription by RNA polymerase II. Lineage: Eukaryota; Metazoa; Chordata; Mammalia; Rodentia; Caviidae. Gene Ontology annotation, cellular component: nucleus. The transcript is spliced from 3 exons.
GCAGUGCACCUGCGUACUUGAUUCUUACUGACACAGAGGAGAGGGCCAUGGUCUUAACAGUGUAGCUUCAGGUCACCAACUCAAGGUCUUGAGAAGCCUGGUGCUGCUUAGCUGCAGGCUGUACCUCGUGAAAGUUACCUCCCCCAGCUUCGAGCUCUGGCCUCACAGGAAAGUGGUGGCUGGGAUUGAAGAUCCAUGGGCUGCUGGUCAGCGGAGGGGGAGGGGGAGCCCCUGGGCAAGCUCCAGACAAAGGAGGAUGUGGAUUCUGCUCUCUGUCAGCCUGGGGAGACCCAUGCAGGGGUGUCCGGAACAGUUGUCCCUUCACUUCCGUCUCCUUGCUCUCAGGGACAUCACCCUUUGGUGUGAGGACUACCACCAGGUCAGAAGCAGUGUGACAUUUGGUGUGCAGAAGGUGGAGACCAGAAGCUGCCUGGAAUCAAGGGGUGAACAUUUGGUGAGCACGUAAGGCCUCUGAGGCGCUGUCACUGAGCUCCUGCCCACAGUCCCGUACCAGAGUCAUUAUGUCUGGAUCCAUGGAGCCACACCAGCUGGAGGAAGAACCCAAGGAUGAAAGCAGCAUGGAGGAGGUUCUUAGUCCUGAAAAGCUGGCUCUUCCUCAGGAUCCAGAGGGCAGCUCCUUGCCCCUCACCGCCAGGGCCGCCACCCCAUCAAGCCAAUCCGAUGAGGGCUCCAUCAUUUCUGGAGAGGAGAGUGUGUUCCCCUCGGAGGUACUGCCCGUCGUGGAGUCCUUGAUGGGUUAUCCCAUUCAGGGUAAGGUGGCUGAUUUGCUGGCAUUCUUGUUCUUUAAGUAUCGAAAGAAGGAAAUGACCAGCCAGGCAGAAAUGCUGCAGGGUUUGUUCCAGGGCUGUGAGGAGAACUUUCCUGAGGUCUUCUCGAUGGUCAGUGAGUGCCUGUAUGUGGUCUUUGGCAUUGAUGUGAAGAAAGUCAGCCCCACAAGCCAUUGCUAUGUGCUCAUACCUGCCCUGGGCCUCUCCUUUGAUGGGAUGCUGGAUGAAAUGCCAAGCUUUCCCAGGACCACAGUUCUGCUCAUUAUCCUGGGUGUCAUCUACAUUCGGGGCAACCAUGCCAGUGAGGAGGCCAUCUGGGAGGUGCUGGGUGAGAUAGGGGUGUUUCCUGGGAUUGAGCAUGUCAUCUAUGGGGAGCCCUGGAAAUUUGUCACCCAGACUUUGGUCAUCGAGCACUACCUGGAGUAUCGGCAGGUGCCUGACAGUGACCCUCCUGAGUAUGGGUUUGUGUGGGGCCCUCGGGCCCUCGUGGAAACCACCAAGCUGAGUGUCCUGGAGUUUUUGGCUAGGGUCAAAGACACCGUCCCCAGUUCCUUUAAUGUCUGGUAUGAGGCAGCUUUGAGGGAGGAAGAGGAGAAGUUCCAACCGCCAGACCUACCUUUGUGAUGAUAACUAGGGCCAGUGCCCGGGCCAGUGACAGGGCCACAUCCAGUAGCUGCUCCUGUCCUGUGUCGUCUGUGAGGAAGAUGCUUCCGUCUGUGUUUGA